Molecule: messenger RNA, 1827 nt
Organism: Adineta ricciae
Lineage: Eukaryota; Metazoa; Rotifera; Eurotatoria; Adinetida; Adinetidae
Source: the annotation of a GenBank genome assembly
AUGGAUAAGAAAUCUUCGGUUUCUUCUCGUCAUUCAGCGAGUACAUUAUCUGACAUUGCAACACUUCGUCGUCAAUUGGAUGCGAUUGAACGAUUUGAAAAACAAAAUACUCAUGAAAGUUCUCGAUUAGAUGAAAUCAGAAAACAAUGUGAUGUUUUACAAAAAGAAUCGAUUGAAAGAUUAUCUUCGAUUUCUCAAAAACAAAUCAAUGCUCAAGAACAAUUACAAUUCGUUUUAAAACGUACAAAAGAAAUUAAUCAAAUGAUGAAAGCUUUACAAGAAAGUGAAUCAGUUGAUGUUUGUUUUCUUAUGGAUUGUACAAAUAGUAUGCAGAAAUUUAUUAUCGAAGUCAAAGAUCGAAUCUUUGAAACAAUUCGAUUGUUAAAAUCUCGUUUUUCACAUUUAAAUAUUCGUUUAGCAUUUGUUGGUUAUCGAGAUUUAAAUUUACCCGAAGAAAGACAAUUUAGUAUUUUAGAUUUUACUGAUGAAGACAAAUUUCAUUCAUUUGUUUCCAUGGUUAAAUGUGAAUAUGGUGGCGAUGCUUGUGAAGAUGUUCUCGGUGGUUUACAAAAAACAGUUCAUCUUCAAUGGAAUCAACCAGUAAGAAUUUUAAUUCAUGUUGCUGAUUGUCCUUCACAUGGAAGACGUUAUCACGAUUUACCAGAACAUAAAGAUCAUUAUUUAUCAUCAGACAAUGAUGGAGCCAUUGGACAAGAAUUGUUUGAUAAGUUUGUUCAAUUAGAUUUGAAAUAUUUCUUUGGACGAUUAACAUCACAUACAGAUAAAAUGAUGGAACAAUUUAUUCAAUUUGGACAAAAACGAAUUUCUAUUGAAGAAAUUAAUUUAAAGAAUUUUCAGAAUUUAUUGCCUUUUAUUGUUGAAAGUAUUUCUCGAUCAAUUUCGAAAACUGCUUCAUCAUUAUUGAAAAGUCAUUCAGCUGUAGAAAGUAAUCUUCAAAAUACGAAAACAAGUCGAAUUUCUCGAAUUAGUUUUGAUUCGAUUGAACCCGAUUGGUUAAAUAUUCCAAUGAAAAAAGUUCAAGUGAUUAAAUAUCAAUGUAAUGAUCAAUUAGUUUGCGAACAAAUUAAUGAAUCGACGAAUAUCAAAAUUGCAGAAAAGCCUUUUGCAGAAGGAGCGAUGAGAUUGGCGUUUUAUGGAUUAAUGCAAAAUAAAGAUAAAUGGGAAAAGGUCGUUUUGAAAAAAUAUAAAAAUAUUCAUAAUAAUAUUGAUAUGAAAGAGAAAUAUUUAGAAUUAUUAGAUUGUCAAACAAUUGCUGAUCAUCUCGCUCAAGAAUUCAACAAAUUAUCUCUUUCAACCAAUGAAUCAACAUCAACAAUAAAAAAAAUCAAAUUCAUUAUGACUAAAUUAGUUUUCGAUCCAGAAAGUGAAGGAAAUGUUCACUUUUUCACCAUUGAACGUUUUAUCGAUGGAUCUUAUAAGAAAUUUUCAAACAAUGCUGGUUAUGUCAAUCACGAAGAUCCAGCUGUAACUCUCCAGGCAUUUUCACAUUGGACUUAUGAACGAACAAAUGGAAAUAUGAUUGUUGUCGAUCUACAAGGAAUUGAUAUUGGAGAUAAUCAAACAUAUUUGUUGACAGAUCCUUGUAUUCAUUCAACGGAUUUAACAAGAUUUGGAAGAACUAAUUUGGGAAAACCUGGAAUAAAAAGAUUUUUUGAAACUCAUGUUUGUAAUUCGAUCUGUCAAACGUUGAAAUUGAAAAUGAUUGAAAAUCAAAGUGUAACAAAAACUUCAUCAAAAUAUGAUUCAAAUUUUAUCGAGAAAAAAUCUUCUAUAAUCAACAAAUCGAUUUCAAGUAAACAUUCUUAA